Penicillium mononematosum is the source of this 2334-nucleotide messenger RNA. RefSeq names its product serine/threonine/tyrosine protein kinase MPS1. Gene Ontology annotation, molecular function: protein serine/threonine kinase activity; ATP binding; protein serine/threonine/tyrosine kinase activity. The transcript has 2 exons. Gene Ontology annotation, biological process: protein localization to kinetochore; mitotic spindle assembly checkpoint signaling; meiotic spindle assembly checkpoint signaling. Gene Ontology annotation, cellular component: kinetochore; spindle; nucleus. The record is from RefSeq and is a predicted model, not a curated record. Bases 1 to 2334 code for a protein of 777 amino acids. NCBI's taxonomy places the organism in Eukaryota, Fungi, Ascomycota, Eurotiomycetes, Eurotiales, Aspergillaceae.
AUGGCGUCCCCGAAUUCCCUCCCAGCAUACAACGAGCUGUACCGACAGCCAGCCCGACCGAUGUCCCGAUCCGCGGUUUCACGUUCGGGUUCCAGACGGGUAUCUCCAUCACAGGCUCUGCCCAAACAUUACUCCGGCGACAGCUCCGACGAAGAGGUACCCGAACCUAAAUUCAGCGCUUCUGUAAAAGCAUUGUUGCAUGGAGAUGGAUUAGGUUCUUCGCCUCAUUUGCAAAAGGCACACAUAUCGCACGAACCUCGAAUUGCAACAUCAAGAGAGCAAAGCCGCUCACCUCGGAAUUCGUCCCCACACGACUCAUCUAAUGGUAGCCCAGCUCCGAGAGUCGUUCGUAUAGGCGCCAUCUCGUCGGGUUCUCGAUUCUUACGUGAAAGCUCCCCACUAUCAAAUAGUCAGAGUGCAGAACCAGAACACCACAGCCACCCCAAUGAUUUUAUCACUCCCGCCCCACGCCAACGGAGUGUCCGCAUCAAUGUUUCGCGCAGCAACACGCGAUCCCCGGCAUCUGUCUCGCCUUCAGGAAAGCGAUCGUCAGAACGCAAUUCGGGCGAAGAGUAUGGCAGUGCGGAGCGCUCGGAUAGUGAUCGGAAAUCGCAAUAUGACGAUGAUCCAGCGUUACGAUAUGGCCUUUCUUCCGCAUUGCGGGGUCGCGGCGGCGAAGAAAACGCUCCACACAGUUCGCUGCGUGUGAAGCGGGUUGGUCGACUGGCUGGAACUUUCUUAAACGGUCCAGCCCGGAGGGGUGUGCUACGACGCCAGAGCGAGGAAAGCAACGAGGAAAACCACCAGUAUCUCUCGGCUGAUGGCGUCCGGGAGGACGUCGGAGAGGAGGAAAAUGCCGAAUAUGGAUCUCGCAAUCCAGCGAAACCCUCGUCACCUAAGGUGUCAUGGGCGGACCCAAGCCCGCCUCUUUCUCGUGAAUCCAAUCGACGAGAAUAUCCUCUCCGCCCCGCUGAGGUUGAAGGACCGUUUUCAAGGUCAUCUUCGCCAAAAUCAUACGGCUCAAAGUCCACUCCCGCUUCAUCAGAAAUGUCCGACAAAUCGUCGAAGGAACAACCACAACCCGUAUUCAAGGUUCCUUCAAUACCGGCUUUGCCAUCGGUCCGUGACCAAGAGAAUGAACCACCGCCAACUUUCCGUCGCACAAGGCCCCAAGGGUUGAAUGUGCUGGAUAAACCCGAUAAGUAUAAUGUUGUUUACGAUACCGAGAAGAAAGAUGCAGCGGAGACCCCAGCAACCAACUCUGCACGGAAGAUACUUGCCACGCGGAGCAGCAACACCCCUCAUAGGGCCGCUCCCCUCCUCCGAAGAUGCGGCAGCUCGCGUGUCUAUCGAGUGAUGGCAGAGAAUUACAAGAUAUUCGCUCUCAAGCGGGUCAAUAUUGAAGAUGUCGAUCCAGUGACUUUGACUGGAUACAAGGGUGAAAUCGACUUAUUGAAAAAGUUGGAGAACGUGGACCGUGUGGUGCGCUUGUUUGACUGGGAGCUGAACAAUGACAAACAUGCUCUUAGUGUGCUUAUGGAGAUUGGAGAGUCUGAUCUUGAAAAGAUCCUCACAUUCCGUUUAAACGCCGAAGAUGCUGUUUUCGAUAUCAACUUUACCCGAUUUUAUUGGAAGGAGAUGCUCGAAUGUGUUCAAGCUGUCCACGAGCACAACAUCGUCCACUCGGAUUUGAAACCCGCCAAUUUCCUCAUGGUACAAGGCCGGCUGAAGCUCAUCGAUUUCGGAAUCGCAAAUGCGAUCCAAGAUAAUACGGUCAACGUUCACCGUGAACAGCAAGUCGGCACACCGAAUUACAUGUCCCCUGAAGCAUUGGUCGAUUCCAACGUAUCCCUUGGUCUGCCUUCCAGUGUCGGGAAAGUUAUGAAAUUAGGAAAGCCCAGCGAUGUCUGGAGUUUGGGUUGUAUUCUGUACAAGAUGGUCUACGGACAACCACCAUUCGCCAAGAUCGCCAAAUAUUAUGAACGCAUCAUGGCCAUCCCCAACCCCCGUGUGCAAAUCGAAUUCCCGGCCUUCGGCGUCGGUGGCGUCCCAGUGCCCCCUGGCCUUGUUCGGACUCUCAAGCGCUGUCUGCAGCGUGACCAGACUCUCCGACCAACCAUUGAGGAGAUGCUUGGCCCACGCGAUCCGUUCUUGCACCCCGACGCCCAGCUUGAGGGUGCUGUCCCCGUCACCCAGGAUAUGCUUGGCCGUAUUCUAGCCAACGUCGUCAACCACUGCAAGGCCCGCGGUGUACCCAGAGAAGAGGAGCUGGCUGCGUGGCCUGCAGGCUUCUUUGCAAAAAUAAAAGCAGCUCUCGAAGAAGAAAACCCAUGA